This is a messenger RNA of Linum tenue, 1320 nucleotides long. The record is from the annotation of a GenBank genome assembly. NCBI's taxonomy places the organism in Eukaryota, Viridiplantae, Streptophyta, Magnoliopsida, Malpighiales, Linaceae.
UUGGAUUUCCUACGAGGGCCACUUAAGGACACACACCAUGUUAGAAUUCUAAGCGGCGGCGGGGAUGAGAGGAGAGACAGCAGAAGGCAGCACCGCCACCGCCAAUCCAGCCGGAACUCCUCGCCGGCUUCUCAGGCGAGGAGGAGGACGCCCAGUAGGGAGAGGGACCAGCGCUCCGGGAGCAGAGAGAGAGGCCCUGGCGGCAGCGGGAGUGGACGGCGGGUUAGCAGAUCUCCCGGGAGAAGAUCGGAGAACAACGCCGCUGCCGCCACCGCGGCGGCGAACGCUGGCAAUUCCAUUGCUAACAACAACAGCAAUAACAAUAACAAUGGCAAUGGGAAUAAGCCGCCUGGGAAAAUGGUCUCCGUCCCGCCUACAGUUUCCUCUGCUCCUUCUUCCAAUAAAUCCAAUUCCAAUAACAACAACAAUGGCGUCGAAGCUGCACAGGCAGCAAACAGCAGCGGAAUCAAACGGAUUUCUGUGAAGAGGAACGCUGGUGGGGAAGCUCCUUCUGCUGCUGCUGUGGGUUCCAGGAGUGUGGCGUCUCCCCGUUCAAAGUCUCCUCGUUCGAAGUCCCCUGGAAGAGCCAGGAGCGACUGCAAUCAACAGCAGCCAUCGCUGAGCAGGAACUCCUCAAGGAAAGCUGAACAAUCUCCUCACAGGAGGAACCCACUUGCUGAAAUUGACCCUAGCUCUCUGGCUUACCCGCAAGCCAGCGGGGCCAAAGCCAGCAGCAAUUGGGCACAUAAUGAUGGCAGGGAACCGAUUCAGAAGCAAAACCCUCUGCCUGCUGCUGAAAGCCUGAAGCAGCCGCUGACGAGGAGCAGGUCAUCAAGGAGAUCCCGAGAUCUGGAUAUAAAUACUGAAGCUUUACUCAAUCCACAGCAAACGUCCUACACUUCAUUGUUGCUGGAAGACAUCCACAACUUCCAUAACAAGAGCAGUAACACUAACAUAAUCAGCAACAACAGCAGCAACAUUCCUCCAUCGAUGUCGUCGUCAUUCCAGCUACCGGCUUGUGUCACAAAAGCGUGCUCGAUCCUUGACGCAGUGGCUGACCUCAACUCUACCACAAGCUCCAACUUGUCAUCCACAUUGUCUGAAGAUCAUCACCGUAAGCAGCAGCAGCAGCUGUCCAAGGCGAAAGACCCUUUUUUGGUGGAAUCCGAGGUGGUGACAAUCGAUGAUCUCAUGGAACCGAGCUUCCACAAGACCCUCUCGGAUGCCACCGCAGGUCAGUUGAUGUCAGGUAAGUCAGUAGCACCAGCGGUCAUCGUGUCCAACUCUUUGGUGGAUAAAGUCGUACCUGAAAGAAGGUAA